This is a messenger RNA of Photinus pyralis (common eastern firefly), 2719 nucleotides long. RefSeq lists its product as uncharacterized. The transcript is spliced from 8 exons. The record is from RefSeq and is a predicted model, not a curated record. The coding region runs from base 496 to 2076 and encodes 526 amino acids. Lineage: Eukaryota; Metazoa; Arthropoda; Insecta; Coleoptera; Lampyridae.
ACACUGAGAAAAAUGGACCAAAUAGGUUACUUUGCUGUGACGAUCUAUUUGUGGUUAAUAGAUUUUUGUUAAUGGCAGCAAAAUAACUAAUAAUGGUAAAUUGCUCAACUAUUAACAGCAGCAAAAACUAUCCACUAAAGAUCGUUUUGCUGCUACAAAUAGUUAGUUUCUUGCGGUUAAUAAAAAAAUCGGUUAAUCUAUUUGCUGUAAGCAAGCUUCGAUUUGGGACAAAUAAAUCGUAUUACUACGAUGUGGAUGUUAGUGAUAAGUUAGGUGUUCAUUUACUGCAACUUAGCUCCUUUUAGCUACAAAUAAAAAAGGUUGCUGCUACAAAUAAAUGAGUAAACUUAUUUGCUUUAUUAUCAUUUUAAGAGUGCGUGCUUUCUCAGUGUAUGCAGGUAGUUCGUGGGUGUAACAUAUACAAUACCUACAGCUGUGAGUUCGUGUGAAUUACGUACCUACUUGUUUUGUUACAAUUAGCUUACCGUAAUAUAAAUGGAUUAUAAGAAACUAUUGGAAGCGUGGGGUAUGAGUAAUUACAUAGAAGCCUUCGAAGAUGAUGGAAUUGACGAUGAGAGCUUUCCGAUAUUGGAUUCCGAGACGAUAGCGAAACUUUUCCCUAAAAGUGGACCACGAUUGAUAUUUAAAAAGAAAUACAAUGAAAUGUUUCCCACUCCUGCUACUUCAAAGAGUUUUGAAGUAGAAUCAAGUGAUCUCUAUAACUGCAGUACUCCAGCAUCAGUGUCAACUUAUACCACAAAUGAGUCUAUUAUAACUGAUCUAGAUGUCAGUUUCGUUCCAGAUCAAGAACUAUUAGAUGUAAUAGAAAAUAUUGGUAAUAAAGUCUCUGAAAAACGAAAGAUUGACGAUCCCUUGGAUAAUACCCCUUCCUGCAGUAAGAAGCAGCAAACUGGACUUGGAGAUAUAGAUAGUGUUUUCCCGGAGGGUUUGGAACGGGUACUACAAAAGUAUACAGACGGGAAACUUGUCUUAUUAAACCGAAACAAAUUAACUAAUGAUUUACGACAGAAAUUGGUAAAAGUGGCUGUAAAUGAGCUUUUUGCCAACAAAGGAUCAGAUAUUAGAGGAAGUACGUUCAUGAGAAUUGCCGAAGAGAUUACCAUACUAUUUCCUAAUGAAAAGUCCGAAACAUAUUAUAUACCAUAUAUAGUUACGGAAAAAAAAAAGAGGGGCGUUGGUCCCAAAGGGAAACUAUGGUCAAGGUACACAAACGUACGCACUGCACUUCGAAACGCAAAUGCAUUUAAAGAAAAUGAAAAUCCCAAUAAACCGUCAGAACAAAGCCAAAGCCCAAAUAAAGAAUUACAGCUCGAGUUUUUAAAGACAGCUACCGAACCUUACCUGAAAAUCUUGGCAAAUUGGCAAGAAACUUAUUCGUUGCGAAGAAAAUUGUACCUUAAUUCCAACUUGGAAACGAUUUUCACAGACUUUCCAUGUCUUAGGUUGAGUAGUGGCAUUGAACUGAUAGAAACAGAUUUCAACCAAAAAUUUCCUGAUAAAAUAGAUAUUAUAUAUACAACAUGGCCUAAAGUGAUGAAUGCAAUUAAUAAAGAGGCAGCGGAACGAAAUAUUUCAAUAGCUGAAGUUGCAGAUCCCAGUUUAAAAGCAUUAAUUACUUUACCAUUCCUAUUUCAACCUGUAACGUUGAAAAAAAAUAGAAAAGGUGUUAGUUGGAGACCUACAAGGGUGGAAGUGCAGGAGAGCUUUUUUAUGCGAAUUUCUAAUUUUGACGAAUUACAAGAAAAAAGAUCAUCCAGACGUCAAAAAUUGUCAACGUAUGGUAUAUCGGACCAGCCAUAUGCUUGCGUAGCGGGGAAUUUGGAGGCUGUAAACAACUUCUACAUUGUCGUGGUAAAUGAUGUUGUUUACAAAGUAGACAGUAGCAUUAGAGCUCUGGAAUUAUUAUUUAAAUUAUACCACGCUUUGGAUGUGGAGUAUCCUGCAGAAUCCGAGCAUAUUUGGCUAUUUAUCCAAGAGAUUGUUUUUAAUAUAAAAUCAAGUAAGUCAAGUCCUGCAACCACUGCGCUUAUUACAGACGUACAAUACCAUAUGUAAAUAGUAUUUUGUUUUUGUUUUUUUGUUAAAUUUUUGUAUGCGCGUUCUUAAUUUUUUACAUAAUGCCAAAAUGUAAGGUAUGUUCAACAAUAUUUCAGAAUAUUAAUUCACUUAUAACUCAUAUGAGAAUUCUACAUAGGGCUCAAGACAAUGAUUCCUUUAUUUGCGGUGAACCGUUGUGCAAUAGAAAUUUUUCAUCGCUAAGAACUUAUAGACAACAUCUAAAAGUACAUGUUGAAUGCGUUCCCAUUAAUGAACGGAAUACGACUGUGGACAAUAGUAUACUGGCAACAAAUUUAGAAGUGCAAUGUAACGAUUCAAAUACUAACGCAAGCAUUAUUUCUCAACAAAUAAAUCAACAGAUUAAUGACAUUGAAAAUAAUCUUGAAAGUACCACUUUCCAAAACAGUUUUUUUGACUUUGCAGACAUAUUAAAAAAAAAUAAGCUAUUAUUUCUAUGCCAAAUUUAUAAUGUAAACACCUUCAAUAGGAAGGAUGUAGAUAACAUUAUGAAUAUGGUGUCAAAUUUACUUUUAAAACCUCUUGACAUGCUUAAAAAAUUUUGCGUAAAUCUUGAUUCGCUGUCAGAACGAGAUAAGUUUGAGUUCAAAAAGUAUUUUAAUGAAUUUGAGAAUAUGUUUAG